Messenger RNA from Myripristis murdjan (pinecone soldierfish), 1362 nucleotides. RefSeq names its product glycoprotein hormone beta-5-like. The transcript has 2 exons. NCBI's taxonomy places the organism in Eukaryota, Metazoa, Chordata, Actinopteri, Holocentriformes, Holocentridae. Gene Ontology annotation, biological process: regulation of thyroid hormone receptor signaling pathway; G protein-coupled receptor signaling pathway. Gene Ontology annotation, cellular component: cytoplasm; extracellular region. The coding region runs from base 1 to 399 and encodes 132 amino acids. The record is from RefSeq and is a predicted model, not a curated record. Gene Ontology annotation, molecular function: hormone activity.
AUGCAUCUCCAUUCCCUCUCUCUGUCUUUGUUCUUCCUCCUGGUUGCCGGGACAGCGGUGGUGUGCGUUGCCGUGACGACGACCCUGACGACCCUGCAUGGUUUCCGGGGCUGCGCAGUGCGGGAGUUCUCCUUUGUGGCCCAGAAGCCCGGCUGCAGGAGCCAGAAAAUCACCACAGAGGCCUGCUGGGGCCGCUGCCACACCUGGGAGAAGCCUGUCCCAGACCCGCCUUACAUCCACCGUCACCACCGUGUGUGCACGUACAGCCGUACCCGCAUGAUGACGGCCCGUCUGCCGGGCUGCCAGCCUGAUGUGUCUCCUCUCUACCACUACCCCAUGGCCCUGCACUGCCACUGUGCCGUCUGCUCCACCCAGGACACCGAGUGUGAGACCUUCUGAGGGGCAAACAAGAAUGGCGCCAAGAGUUUAGUAGCAGUCACAAAAACCUGUAUUUGAAGGAGUGUGGGGAUUUCUGAUGCACUUUUAGUUAGCAGUGUUACCAAGAGUUUAAGAUCUAUUGAGAUCACAGUAUUUGGGAAAGUGUAAGAUUGUGCAUGAAAUUAGACUAUAGGAAUGUUGCCACAAACAAAGAAAGUUGGUGUGCUCAAAAAUUGGAGCCAUCCUUACGUUCUUAGGUUUCGGUGUUCCCCAGAUUUAUAUAGCACAUAAUGGGAGCAUGGCAAAGGGUCCUAUGUUCCUGGGGUCUUAUCUUUCCAAGGUCCUAUGUUUUAAGGGUCCUAUGCUCCCCAGCUCUAUAUAGCAGGAGGGAUUCUUAUUACAGGUUCCAAUUAUGUGCUAUAUGGAGUUGAGUGACAGGAGACCUUGGCAAAAUAGGACCUUGAGAACUUAGGCUUUUUGGAACAUAGGACCUUGGGAACUUAGGAUAUUGGGAACAUAGAACCCUGUGAACAUAGGACCUUGGGAACUUAGCACCCAGGGAACUUAAGACCCUGGGAAGAUAGGACCUUGGUAAAUUUGGACAUUGGAGCAUAGGAACAUAGGACCCUGUCAACAAAGGACCUUGCGAAGUUUGGACAUUUGGGAAAUCCCCCCAAAUUAUGCUCAGUGGAGUCAAAGAUCAGAGAAUACAUGAAAAAAGUAAGCUCAGGCACUUUUUUGUAAGCAAACGUAAGCCCUUAUUUUUCUAUGGCUACUGUACCAUUUUUCAGUCCAGGUACCUUCAUCAGGUGUAUCUUGAUAUACAGCCUCUGCACUCAAAAAAAUCCUUGUGUUUCAUCAAACGUCAGCAAAAUGAGCAGUGUGUUGUCAAAUGAAAACCCCAAUCCUACCCAACCUAUGUUACAUUUAUUUUAUAUAUCGUUAGUCAGUCAUGAUGUUAACUACACUGACUUUAAAUAAACA